Molecule: messenger RNA, 1701 nt
Organism: Rhodofomes roseus
Lineage: Eukaryota; Fungi; Basidiomycota; Agaricomycetes; Polyporales; Fomitopsidaceae
Product: cytochrome P450
Exons: 12
Coding region: 1-1563 (520 amino acids)
Molecular function (GO): heme binding; iron ion binding; monooxygenase activity
Source: RefSeq, a predicted model, not a curated record
AUGUCGCCCACGACGUUAUCGUCGGUCGCGAGCUUCAGUGUAAUUGCACUCGCUGCGUACUGUCUCUUCCGUUCCUUUUGGGAAAAUAGGCGUACCCGUUUGCUUCCAUUUCCACCUGGACCACGGUUUAUCCCUCUGCUUGGAAAUGUGCAUCAGCUGCCCGUAGAUUUCCCGUACUUGCAGUUCAGGAAAUGGGGACAAAUGUUUGGUGAUGUCUUUUUCCUGAAGGUGUUUCGACGACCUACUCUGGUGAUCAACUCUGUUCACGUCGCGAAGGAGCUGCUUGCGCAUCGGGGGGCAAAAUACUCUGACAGGUUUCCAUCCCACCUUAUCACAGUUAUGGGUCUUGAGGUUUCCACGCCUUUCAUCGGGUAUGGCGACACAUGGCGUCGGCAUCGUAAACUAAUGCAAGUAGGCUUCGGCGAUCAAGGCGCGCUAGCUCGCCUUCGCCCUGUUCAGCAGCGGGAGAUAGUUGGCCUACUGUCUCGCCUGUCACAAGAUCCGGAUGCUUUUGACAGUCACAUCAAGCACUUUGCCACAGCAUUGACCGUGAGCGUUGCUUACGGAAAAACGGAGGAUGAGACCAUCUUCAGAUACGCAGAGACCAUUCUGCACACCGUUGUCACAGUAUUAGCAGCCCGAACUGCUGUGCUGCUGGAUUUGCUUCCGUUCUCAAAGUAUGUGCCCUCAUGGGUGCUCUGCGGCCUCUUUAGCGCGGGACUUCUGAAGACACGGCCGUUGGUGAUUCAUUUCAUGGAUUCAGCGUAUGAAGAUGCCCGGACGGCCGCGGCACUUGGGAAAGACAAGGCAUCGUUCGUUGCAAUUGCCACAGAGGCGCAAACAUUGAAGUCAGAUACCAACUCGGACAGUGAUAUCAAGAAUGCCCUCCUGUCCGGAUUUCCGACGAAAAUCACUGUGCAGUUUCUCAUAACACUAAACACAUUUCUCGUCCAAAUGGUGGCUCAUCAAGACGUGUAUGCGAAGGCACAGCGGAGCAUCGAUGAGGUUGUAGGCAAAGAAAGACUUCCUGACCUCAGCGACAGGGAUUCAUUGCCAUAUGUGGACGCGAUUCUCAAGGAAGUCUAUCGGUUGGUAAUCAACCCGCCGCUGCCUAUGAGCAUUCCACGACGUCUCAUGGACGACGACGAGUAUCGCGGAUAUCACAUUCCGAAAGGAACAUCGGUCAUAGCUAACAUUUGGCAAAUGGGGCGUGAUAGUAGAUACUACAAGGAUCCGGACACGUUCAACCCGGACCGAUUCAUCGACCCCACGCCCGGGUUUCUUGUAGAGCCUGAUCCGCGUGGAUACGUAUUCUCGUUCGGACGACGAAUGUGUCCUGGACAACGCUUCGGUGACGAUACCAUUUGGUGGACGAUAGCGAGUAUCAUCGCCACUUUCAAUGUGAAGAAGGCUCUGGACGCAGAUGGCAAAGAGAUAACGCCUUCUCUGACCGUCUUACCGGGCUUGACCAGCCACGUUCAACAAUUCCCGUGCUCAAUCCAACCUCGCGCCCAACAGGCUCUUGAAUUGAUCGCAGAGACUGCGAUCCGUUUACUAGAGUAGUUCUAACUUCUGUUGGAGUCGCGGCUGCACAAUGUGUAGGUACUCGCGUUGGCCAGUGAACCAGCGUCCCCCAGCAUACGCAGGCCCACUCCAGGGCAUAUUUGCAAUGAUAUCAGAACCGAGACAUGACUACUCUGC